Molecule: messenger RNA, 336 nt
Organism: Microthlaspi erraticum
Lineage: Eukaryota; Viridiplantae; Streptophyta; Magnoliopsida; Brassicales; Brassicaceae
Source: the annotation of a GenBank genome assembly
AUGUUGCUUCCCUUUCAUCACGUUCGGACAGAUCGCAGAGGUUGUGGGACGGGUGGAAUAUUGUAUGGAUUGAUAUGUUGUCUAUUUGCGAUACCGUGUGUUUACUCAUGCACAUUCCGGGCCAAGCUCCGAAACAAGUACGGGUUACCGGAUGCUCCAGCUCCAGAUUGGAUCACUCAUUGCUUCUGUGAAUAUUGUGCACUUUGUCAAGAGUAUCGCGAAUUCAAGAACCGUGGCCUUGAUCCGGCUAUUGGAUGGAUUGGGAAUGUGCAGAAGCAGCGAAUGGGUCAGCAACAAGAGAUGAUGGCUCCAAUGGGUCAACGAAUGAUGGGUUGA